AUGCCUAACACUUUAUCAAACUCAUACCUUCAGUCUUCGGUUUGGAAACCAGACUUAUUCAAGGGCAAAGUGGCUUUUGUUACCGGAGGUGCCGGUACAAUUUGCAGAGUUCAAACAGAGGCUCUUGUUUUGUUAGGUGCAGAUGCCGUGAUUUUGGGAAGAAAUGUUCAAAAGACAGAAGAUGCAGCAAAAGAAAUUGCUCAAUUAAGACCUGGUGCUAAAGUCCUUGGUUUGGGUAAUAUUGAUGUACGUAAGAUUGACAGUCUUAAAGGCGCCGUUGACAAGACGGUAAAAGAAUUGGGAAGAAUUGAUUUUGUCAUUGCUGGUGCUGCUGGUAACUUUUUGUCUGAUUUCAACCACAUGUCGUCAAAUGCUUUCAAAACCGUUGUUGAUAUUGACCUUUUGGGAUCAUACAAUACUGUUAAAACUACGUUUGAACAGUUGAAAAAGAAUAAAGGUUCAGUUAUUUUUGUUAGUGCUACAUUACACUACACCGGACUUCCAUUCCAAGCACACGUCAGUGCUGCCAAGGCCGGUGUAGACGCUUUGAUGAAUGCCUUGGCCGUUGAAUUGGGACCUGUUGGUAUACGUCUCAACUGUAUUGCACCUGGAUUAAUUGGAAAUACCGAAGGUGGUGCAAGACUAAACCCACCAACAGAGACUCCAUUGGAGAACAGAAUCCCUCUUCAAAGGAUUGGUACUACUGCCGAUAUUGCUGAUUCUACUGUUUACUUAUUCUCAGAUGCUGCAUCUUAUGUUACCGGAACCGUUUCAGUAGUUGACGGUGGUUUAUGGCAAGUAGGUGGUUUCUUGGGAGAAUUAUAUCCGUCAGUUGUCAAGAUGCAAAAUGAAGACCCACAAGGGAAAUUGUAG
Molecule: messenger RNA, 873 nt
Organism: Lodderomyces orthopsilosis Co 90-125
Lineage: Eukaryota; Fungi; Ascomycota; Pichiomycetes; Serinales; Debaryomycetaceae
Gene: SPS20
Product: Sps20p
Exons: 1
Coding region: 1-873 (290 amino acids)
Biological process (GO): fatty acid catabolic process
Molecular function (GO): 2,4-dienoyl-CoA reductase (NADPH) activity
Source: RefSeq, a predicted model, not a curated record